This is a messenger RNA of Sycon ciliatum, 5126 nucleotides long. RefSeq lists its product as uncharacterized. Gene Ontology annotation, cellular component: nucleus. Gene Ontology annotation, biological process: positive regulation of transcription by RNA polymerase II. The record is from RefSeq and is a predicted model, not a curated record. Bases 342 to 3989 code for a protein of 1215 amino acids. Gene Ontology annotation, molecular function: protein binding; transcription cis-regulatory region binding. The transcript is spliced from 15 exons. Lineage: Eukaryota; Metazoa; Porifera; Calcarea; Leucosolenida; Sycettidae.
UGAAACGUCUUCUAGUGUUGUUGAACAGUCCCUCUGACCUACCUUUGUUAGUCGUGCAUUACCUUUUCCAGUCAUUGUUACUCUUUCUCUCAACUACUAAUCAGUCUGUAGUGGCUACAACGCUCUCUCAGAGAGUAACAAGUUCAGCACAACGCUCUCUCAAUGAAUAACAAGUUCUGCACAACGCUCUCUCAGUGAAUAACAAGGUCAGCAUAACGCUCUCUCAGUGAAUAACAAGUUCAGCAUAACGCUCUCCUUCUCUCAACGACCUACUUAUUCUAGUCAGCCCACUCAGCAAACAUUUGAAGAAGAUCUUAAAAGGAACGGACAACUCUCUCAACAUGUCCAGUCAAGUAGUAAAAGGGUUUGCUCGGGAGGUACGGCGACGGGGUGCCACACUGGAAAGUCUUCAGGCUGCUGUGCCUCCUGAGCAGCCGCAAUUGUCCUCCACAUCACGUAAAGUGACAUGGAAAUCAUCAUCAUUACCAUACUGGAGGACACGCUGCUACUCAAUGGGAACAAUGCUCCUUCUUGUGAUCUGCUGGGAGGGUCAGCAUCUUCAUGAUGAAAUCCUCUACACUAUUGUACACUACAUAUUUAGUGUACAUAGUGUAGAGAUGGAUGAGCAAGACGAAACCAGCUUAAACUGGACACUACUGCACUACUGUGCAUUGCGUGGAAAUGAUCGACUAGCAAAUAUUCUCAUCAGACGUGGAGCUGAUGUCAAUGUGCAGACCAGCUUUUUACGACAGACUCCACUUCACGAGGCAGUCGACAUGAACAACAUCAACUUUGUCAAGGUGAUGCUGUCACAUGACAGUGACGGUGUCACCUUGGAUACCACACUGCGUGACAGUGAAGGGAGAACAGCGUUGGACCUAGCCAGGCAAAAGAAGAAUGAGGGAUGUGUGCAGUUGCUGGUGGAUCACGAGAGUGCGAAGGAGGCCAAACAGCAGCAGCAAGCAGGAAUGGAGCCCCUGUUGAUUGUUCCAGAGCGUAAACUCAGCGUACCCAUCAUACGCAUCAUUCUGCUUGGCGAGACUGAUGUUGGCAAGACAUCGUUGGCACUCUCACUGUCCAAAAAGAAGAUAGAAAGACGUGAGAACAACACCAGUACAAUGGGGGUGGAUAUGAGCACGGUUGUCAUCGGUGAUGAUAGUAACGACGUCCAAGAAGUGAUAACCGGUACAGGCAGUGACGAAGCGCUAAUUCGUCAGGUGGCAACCUUGAUUCGUCAAGGUAGCAGACUGCAGCCAGAAUCCUGUAGUUCACCAAACAGUUGCCCAUCCACACUCUCACCCAGCACUGCCAGCAGCAACAACAGCAACAACAGCAACAGCAGCUCAGUGCAUGUACACGGAGACGUACUGGAAGCAAUCACCUCUAGAGUAACAUCAGAGCAGUAUGUACGUGAUCUGAGUCAUCUCAUUGCCAACAACUCUAUGAAGGUGCUCAGAAUCUGGGAUACAGCCGGACAAGACUGCUUCCGUGUCCUGCAUCACAUGACGUUUGGUGCUGAACGUACCUCGUACGUUAUUGUCUAUAAUGCCAAGCGCUCUAUCAAAGAAGUAGCAGAUGAGAGUAAUGUUCGUGUGCACGGUGAACACCGUCCAUACGCUGGCGCUCUCCCUGGCCAACCGAGCUUGGCAUACGUGCAUGAUGCCCUUGAAACUAUUCACAACAACUUGCCGGAUGGAUGCAGUUGUCGUGUGUUUCUUGCCGGUUGUCACAUUGAUGAGCGCCAGACCCAUUUUGCUGCUGCUGCUGCUGCUGCUGAUGUUACACGUUCAGCAACUUUCAAUGCUGAGCUUGAUAAGGAACGAGACGAUAUCAUUCAGAGCAUCGCCUGUCAACCAUUCAAGCACCUGCUGAAAAAGGAAGACAUCUUCUUCAUUGACAACACCGUCUCAGGGCAAGAAGGCGUUGCGGAGGACAAUCAGCUGAUUGCUUUGCGCCAAGAACUCUGCAUGCAGAGUCAGCAACAAGAUUCCAUUCCCAUGUCUCGUCUCCUGGAAACGCUGUCAAUCAUGGAACUCUCUGUGCAUCCGGAUCUGCGUGCUCCGUGGAUACCACGCCAUAAAGUGGAGGAAAUGCUGCGUCGUGUGAACCCAAAUCCAGCCGAAUCCGUUGAUGACAUGCUGGCUUUUCAACAUUCGUCUGGCACUGCCCUGUACUAUCCAGACAGUGAACAACUGCGAGAGAACAUUGUCAUCAAAGUUACCGAUGUCAUGAAGCUUUCCGCCGCUCUCCUUCAGCCAUGUGUCACCAGGAAUGACCUCGGAGAUGAGCAUGUAUCGCUUGAUGAUAUUCAGCGCUUGCACCGAGGUCUUCUGUCUGACAAAGUGGCGUUGUGUUUGUGGAAGAAGUUCUGUCCACACCUCCAUCCGCUCAUGCUGCACAGAGAGAGUCGCAACUUCUAUUUUCGUCUGAUGGCUAGGUUGGACAUUCUGUGCCAAGCUGGUAAGGUGCACUCACAUGAAGAAGAUGGUGAUGUUGGCGAUGCCCUCUUUUUCAUGCCAGCAGCUGCUGCAGCUGAGAAGCUUUCCAGCCCUCGUGGAGCGACUUCCGAAGAAAUGAUCCUUUCUUCGAAAGAUGGAUGCCACUUUCCUCAUUCAACGUUCCUGAGGCUUGCAACAUCCUGUCUCUCACAUUACAAUACCCACCAUGGAACGCACAAUGACGCAUCGUGGGCCAACACCGCACUUUCUAAAUGUGCAAUGCGUCUGCCCUUGCCUGACAAGAAGUGGCUUGUACUCCGGUACAUGAAGUGUGGUAUCGGCCUGCGUGUGGAAGCGAAUAGUCUGCGCUAUAAGUUCCGUGAAGGCCAUGGUGUUGCUGUUCUGGACAUGGUGCACAAGCAGUUAGAAAGCGUUCUCACACUGGCAAAUAAACAUCUCAAGUUGAAGGAGCUGGUGAAGUGUGGCUGUGGCACAAUGAACCAACAUGUACUAUGUACCCUGCAUGGUCGUGCUGAGUGCUGCAGGACAACGCCUGGCACAGCCGCAACAGCAGCAGCUCAGAGUAGAAGCAACGCCGCUGCCACUUGUUUCCACACGGUUGUUUCUGUGGAGCUUGGCAGUGUGCCCAUGUGCCCAGCAGCUUACUACGAAGGUCACCAUGCUGCCCAGAGCCUUCCAGAAGGUGCACUUCAAUUUUGGAAGGCGUGGAAGCAAAACGAGGAAUACUGCAUUGUUCUUGCAUCUAAUUCCUCGUCUUGCUCUCCCCAAGCACCAGCAACACUGGUAGCAGCAGCUGCAGCUCCAGCACGAGUAGCACCUUCAGCAGUAUCAGCAGUGACAUCACUGUUAGCAGCCUCUGCAGCAGCUUCCGCAGCAGUAGCAUCUCCAAUAGCAGCAUCACUGUUCGCAGCAACAGCAUCAGCACCUUCACCAGUAUCAUCAGCAUCACCUUCAGUAGCAUCACCUUCAGUAGCAUCACCUUCAGUAGCAUCACCUUCAGUAGCAGCACCUCCGGUAGCAUCUGCAGCUGCAUCAGCAAUGACUACAGCAGGAGCCUGUACCAGUGUGGACAGUAGAAGCGGUGGUCACGGUGCUCGUGGAAGCGGUCAUCACAGCGCUGGUGGAAGCGGUGUUCACGACGCUGAAUUCAUGUCACUUGGUGCCAUUGGUGGAAAGACACUUGAUCAGAUUGCCGACUGGCAUGCGUUUGUUAGCUCGAUUGAACCGUUCAUCGGUGGAGAGGAGGAAGGCGACGAGAGAGCAAACUGCGGUAAGGCGGCUGUGCAGCUAGUGGCUCCAGAAUACACAAACUACUACCGCAACGUGCUAAAGUCGUUUCACGAAAUGAAGAAAGGCAACAUCGGAGGCCCAGGCAAAGGAGAGAACAACCUCUUCUGUAUCCUGUUGUAUCUGAUGCAACGUCCGAGCACAACCGUCCAAGAGCUGUUUAACCUGCUGGCUGAUAAUGCCAAGCAUAGUCGGCGCCGUCUUUUCAGGGCAAUCAAGAAUGCCGAGUACUUGAAACAAUAAGCAGGAGAUGAGGCCUUGUCCAGAGAUGGCAGGGGGGGGGGCAAGCGUCUGCUCUCCGACCCCCAGCCGCUCAGUGCCUCGGCCGGAGCGGAUUAGCAGCCUGGCCGCCCUCCGGGCAGCGUCGUGGAGCCUGAUGUCUUUUGACCGGAGCGUUCGUACUAGGCAUCAUGGGCGCUGUGUGUUUUCAUUGCCAGUUGGCAUGUGUUGCUGUGAUCAGCUCGUGUCAUUUUCCUUCAUCAUGAAUUUACACAUAGCAGUGAUGUUUCUAAUGUCUUGAAGUACACUAGAAACUCACAUGCUAUUUUACUUUGAAUUGCAGUUCGUAAAUUUUGAAAAUAAUAAACUAUCAAUUUUCAAUCCAUGUCAGACAAUCAGGGAAGUUUUUGAAGCUCCUCUCAUUCCCGCCAUUAAUGUAAUAAGAAUAUUAAAAUUUCAAGACACGCUUGCGUGAGCCUUUACUGAAACUUGACUAACGAUAUUGAGAUCACCAUGUCUCUGUGCGUUGAGCCAAUCCACAUUGAUUUCAUAGAAGCCUAACCUAUAUCUUUGCAGACUUGAUUUUUGUAUCCAAAUUCAAGACUGAAGAUCUCACCAGAACUUAGUAGCAGAAUGCGGUUAAUUAAUGCGUUGAAAUAGGCUGGGAAUUUCUCGGUUCUAUGCUAGUAAAUACAAAUGGCAUUGCCUUACUCUUUUUGCUGUCAUCGGCUCACUGCUGAUGAGAUAUAACAAGGUGGAAACAGCUGGCUGUCUGAGAUUUGAGUAUGUUUUGUUUGUUUUUUUAAAUUGUUGAACACCUCCCUUUGGUGUCCCAGCAGCUGAGACUGCUGUUAUCACCACCAUGUCUUCACCUAUCCACCUCCCUUUGGUGUCCCAGCAGCUGAGACUGCUGUUAUCACCACCAUGUCUUCACCCAUCCACCUCCCUUUGGUGUCCCAGCAGCUGAGACUGCUGUUAUCACCACCAUGUCUUCACCCAUCCACCUCCCUUUGGUGUCCCAGCAGCUGAGACUGCUGUUAUCACCACCAUGUCUUCACCCAUCCACCUCCAAUUCUAAUUGCAACGCUUUACUAUUUUAAAAACACUCAAUCACUGUGUGACGUCAUUGUUGAUGUUCCCGGCUAUCAUUGCUGUACUCUU